CUACAGCCCCUUCUAUCCACAUCUGGGACGCAGUAAACAAGCAGACUUUAUCUAUCCUAAGAUGCUACCAUUCGAAGGGAGUAUGUUCAGUCAGCUUCAGUGCUACUGGCAAACUAUUGCUGUCAGUGGGACUAGACCCAGAACACACUAUUACCAUUUGGAGAUGGCAAGAAGGUGCCAAAAUUGCCAGCAGAGCUGGUCACAACCAACGUAUUUUUGUGGCAGAAUUCCGACCAGACUCAGAUACACAGUUUGUCUCUGUGGGAGUCAAACAUGUGAAGUUUUGGACCCUGGCAGGAAGGGCUCUUCUUAGCAAAAAAGGGCUACUGAGCACACUGGAAGAUGCCCGCAUGCAGACCAUGCUUGCUAUUGCAUUUGGUGCAAAUAACUUGACGUUUACAGGUACCAUCAGCGGUGAUGUCUGUGUGUGGAAAGAUCACAUGUUGUGUAGAAUCGUAGCCAGAGCUCACAAUGGGCCUGUGUUUGCCAUGUACACCACCCUGAGAGACGGACUUAUUGUGACUGGUGGCAAGGAAAGGCCGUCAAAAGAAGGAGGAGCAGUUAAACUGUGGGAUCAGGAACUGAGGCGAUGCCGUGCCUUCAGGCUUGAGACUGGACAAGUCACAGACUGUGUUCGUUCGGUGUGCAGAAGCAAAGGCAAGAUACUAGUUGGGACAAGGAAUGCUGAAAUAAUUGAGGUUGGAGAAAAAAAUGCAGCAUGUAAUAUUUUAGUUAAUGGCCAUGUGGAUGGACCAAUCUGGGGACUAGCAACACAUCCUUCAAGGGAUUUUUUCCUUUCUGCUGCAGAAGAUGGGACAGUGAGACUCUGGGAUAUUGCUGAUAAAAAGAUGUUAAACAAAGUGAAUUUGGGACAUGCUGCUCGUACUGUGUGUUAUAGCCCUGAAGGAGACAUGGUGGCUAUUGGAAUGAAAAAUGGAGAAUUUAUUAUUUUACUAGUAAGCUCUCUAAAAAUAUGGGGAAAGAAGAGAGACAGACGAUGUGCAAUCCAUGACAUCAGAUUUAGCCCAGAUUCCCGGUAUCUGGCAGUGGGUUCUAGUGAGAACUCAGUGGAUUUUUAUGACCUAACAUUGGGCCCCACCCUUAACAGAAUCAGCUACUGCAAAGACAUUCCAAGCUUUGUCAUUCAGAUGGAUUUCUCUGCAGAUAGCAGAUACCUCCAGGUCUCCAGUGGCUGCUAUAAACGGCAUGUGUAUGAAGUGCCUUCAGGAAAACAUCUUAUGGAUCAUGCUGCCAUUGACAGAAUUACUUGGGCUACAUGGACUAGUAUUCUAGGAGAUGAAGUUAUGGGAAUCUGGUCCAGGCAUGCUGAGAAAGCUGAUGUCACCUGUGCCUGUGUAUCUCAUUCAGGAAUCAGCCUUGUAACAGGAGAUGACUUUGGCAUGGUUAAGUUAUUUGAUUUCCCAUGUCCUGAAAAAUUUGCAAAGCACAAAAGGUUCUUGGGUCAUUCACCGCAUGUGACAAAUAUUCGAUUUACCAGUGGUGAUCGACAUGUUAUUAGUGCUGGAGGUGAUGACUGCAGUUUAUUUGUCUGGAAAUGUGUACAUAUGCCUCACUGAAAGAUAUGGAUGUUGAGAAGACUACACAAAUUAACAGCCUUGAGUGACCAGAAUUAGAGGAAAAAAACCAAAACCAAACUGCAUGGUCGAGUGGUGCUAACCCAAGGUUGUUCACAAGGAGAAAUGUCCAGUAAUCAUCAAAAUAGUUGAAGAUUGAUAAAUUCAAAAUAUUGCUAUAUGUACUGGAUAACUGUCCAUAAUCCAUACACUGCCAGAUAAUUACAUUUCAAGGAAGGAUUAAAUAAAUACUUGAUGGUAAAAGCCAGCCCCGCUUUCUCAGGGAGUGUGCAGUUUUGGCAGACCUGAUGUGGAGAUUUAGAGUACAGCACUCCUCAAAAAAAAAAAAAAAAAAAAAAAA
Molecule: messenger RNA, 1935 nt
Organism: Galeopterus variegatus (Sunda flying lemur)
Lineage: Eukaryota; Metazoa; Chordata; Mammalia; Dermoptera; Cynocephalidae
Product: echinoderm microtubule-associated protein-like 5
Exons: 11
Molecular function (GO): microtubule binding
Source: RefSeq, a predicted model, not a curated record